AGUAUUACGUAACGCCCAACACGAAAUACACUUCCGGGUUUUGAUAACAGUACACCAAAAAUAUAUGUUAACACGGAUUGAGGUCGGCGACAAUGGAAGAACCCGAGGACCUAGGUCCAGUGCACCAGCUGUACCAGUUUGAUGAGAAUAAGGAGCUAUCCCUUCCGGAGUUCUACUCCCAACAUAAGGACGACUUACCUAUGUUGAUUGUGGUCAGUGGUGGUCAUUAUGGGCAGACUAAAUGGGACGAAAUAUCAACAGACCAGGUCAUGCGGUUUCACUGCUGCCAUUCUGUUCGUCGAGUUUUAGCGCGAGAACCAACAGAAGCUAGUGACAUCAAACUGGAAUAUCUUAGUAUCCCAGUCAAUGGCAACUUCCGUUUUCAGCUGGUGAAAUCUAGAACACAACACAGUCCCUCCAUGUCGAUGAAUGAGAUUCUGGAGCGGAGAGAGUUCCCCAUUCUGAUCCAGUUCUCUGCUGAUCAUGUCGUCCCGGAGGCUGGCAAGAACAGAGACGGGACUUUGGCCUCCUUCCUGGUCAUAGCCACAUACGAAGAGGACUUCAUCCAGGGCAACUACAUACUGAUAAACAAGAUAGGAAAGGACACAGCAGCGGUGGCGCUUACCCCUCUCAUUUCCGUUACCAGGGUUACCGGUUACAAGGACAAGUCAGACGAGGAGUUCCAGGCGUUCCUUCAGGAACUGGACAACUUUGUGGACAAGAACUGCUCUUACCCGGAGAGCAACUGUGACAUGCGAAUAAAGAAAUAUGGAAUUCUUGAUCCGGAAAUAAAGGAGGUUAUCCGGAGUGACGCCAUCUUUUCUUCCGGUAUAUAUGGAGACACUGGCGAACGACUACCUGCACCUCCUAUCCCAGCAAGAGGAAAAUCUCAAAACCUUAAAACAGACGACAGCAACGAAGAUGACUUGUACGAACAUUAUGUCAAAAUUAAGGACACUUGUCGGUCCAAGAAUGAGCCGCCUUAUACGAAGAUCGAGCCCCACUCCGAGGGUGCUUCUGUGCAUUCCAAACCUACCGAUUCUGUGGCAUUGGCCAGGUUCAACCAUACCCAUAUGUCAGUGAAAGAAGUAGGAAAUAUGUUGAAGAAUCUAAAACUGAAUAAACACGUGAAAAGGUUUAAAUCCGAAAUGAUUGAUGGCGAAAUACUCAAGGAGCUCACGAGAAAAAUCCUUGUGAACGAUUUUAACUUCACCCACGUGGAAGCCAUCAGACUUGAGAAAUUCAUCGAAACCGGACAUGUACCAGAAUAAACAUCUCGAUUUUUACCUUCAUGUUUCAUAUAGUUAUCAACUGGCACUUCUUUCCUGAAAUAAAUGAUUUAAAACUUU
Ostrea edulis (European flat oyster) is the source of this 1349-nucleotide messenger RNA. RefSeq lists its product as uncharacterized. NCBI's taxonomy places the organism in Eukaryota, Metazoa, Mollusca, Bivalvia, Ostreida, Ostreidae. Gene Ontology annotation, molecular function: protein binding. The coding region runs from base 93 to 1271 and encodes 392 amino acids. The record is from RefSeq and is a predicted model, not a curated record. The transcript has 6 exons.